This is a messenger RNA of Trichoderma gamsii, 555 nucleotides long. RefSeq lists its product as hypothetical. The transcript is spliced from 3 exons. The record is from RefSeq and is a predicted model, not a curated record. Bases 1 to 555 code for a protein of 184 amino acids. Lineage: Eukaryota; Fungi; Ascomycota; Sordariomycetes; Hypocreales; Hypocreaceae.
AUGAGCAGAGCCGGUGGUGUCCCCAAUGCCUGGGACGACGACGACUGGGAGACCCAGGCGGACAGAAGCGAGAGCAAACAGUCCCAGGCCGCGCCGCAGCCCAACCUCAACAGACAACAGCGGCUGCAGCAGCACGCCGAAGCAAACCGGAAAUUAUGGGAAUCAGCCGAUUCGAAAGAGACAUUCCACUACGUCGAAGCUGCCGGCGGCGGCGUCCCUCUCACCACGGCGUUCAAACCCCAAGUCAAAGUCCUCAGCCGCAAGCCCGCCAUCGCCAAGAAAGAUCCAGUCACCGGCCUGUCUCAAUUGUCGCUCGAUGACGAUGACGAUGCCUCCGGGGCGCCGGUAGUGCAGAUGACACCGGACGAAAUCCGCGCAAAGCAGAAGAGAGAUCGCGAGGAGAAGCAGCGGCGCUACGAUGAGGCCAGGGCCAAGAUCUUUGGCGAGCUGGUCGAGACGAGCAUCAAGCAAUUCGGGCGCCAAGAGGACCGGACGGAAGUGGUAGAGGGGGAUUUGGUUUUGCACAGCGUGGCAACAGAGCCACUUGAAUUUUGA